This is a messenger RNA of Frankliniella occidentalis (western flower thrips), 2539 nucleotides long. RefSeq names its product zinc finger CCCH domain-containing protein 10. Bases 246 to 1802 code for a protein of 518 amino acids. The transcript is spliced from 7 exons. Gene Ontology annotation, molecular function: metal ion binding. NCBI's taxonomy places the organism in Eukaryota, Metazoa, Arthropoda, Insecta, Thysanoptera, Thripidae. The record is from RefSeq and is a predicted model, not a curated record.
UCUCUCUGUGUGGCGACAACGAACAUAUCGAUUUUUCUCAGGUUGUUUUUGUUUUCAUUUUAUGCACCACUUUGUGCUAAUGUUCCGUCAGAUUAUGGCAUGUGACAUAAAAUUGCAAGAUACAUUUCUAUUCCUGGAGCAAUGGCUAUUGGUUCGGCAUUCUUAACAAUAUGUUUAAAUCAUGCUGAAAUUUUAAAAAAUUCUGAGGGUUAAUUGAGCCGACUUGGACAUUGAGAACCAAUGAAAUGCCAGCAGAAAAUGACACUGUCAAUGAGAUUAGUGAGACUAAGGUUUGCAGAGACUUCCUGCGCAAUGUUUGUCGAAGAGGAAAGAAGCGAUGCCGCUAUCUUCACCCUGAUGAUCUUGAUUUGAAUGGAAUGGGUGUUACAAUUAAUGGAGGUCGGACAACAUUUCUGUUUUGCCAUGACUAUCAGAAUGGUCUUGGGUGUAAACGUGAAGAUUGCAAAUUUGUGCACUGCACUGUUGAGGAAGAACAAUACUUUAAAUCUAGAGGCAAGCUUCCAGAACACGUCAUUGAUAUGGCACUAAGCCGGGGCGCACUUGAACCAGCAGCAAGACUAGGAGAGCCACCAGCCUGCAAAGAUUUUCUGAAAGGAGAAUGUCGACGAGGGGCACAGUGCAAAUUUCGACAUUUGACUAAGCGUGAAUUUGAAAGAGAGCUAGGAUAUUGUCAAUCUCCUCCCCAUCAGUCACUAAGUGAUCUUCAGCCUCAGCUUCCACUCCAGAUUCAACCUCAACUGCAACCUCAAGUUCAACAGCAACCACCUCCACAACAGCCACCACUUCAGCCCCAACCCCCACCACAACUUCAACAUCAGCAACCACCCCCCAUGGCAAUGGUACAGUUUAGCCAUGCCAGCCAACUACCUGAUGGAGGCCCUGAACAGAAGCAAUUCCACUAUGCUCCAACAAUGCCCACCCAGCAAGCCCCUGCCACAAAUAUUCCUCCUCCUAACCACCGACACCACCCAUACUCCCGUCCUCCCAACGCUCAGCCUCCUGCGUCUGCUGCUGAACCACAACCACAGCCUCAGGUUCCACCUGGUAUGGUUGUCCUGCACACACAUACCCAUGCUGUGGCUCAAGCUGCUCCACAGCCAUCUCCACCCUAUGGCUUACACCCAGCCGUACCUGCUGCACCUCAGCAUCGAAUUUUCACACCAGCUGAUGCUAGGUCUCUUAUGCUGGAAGAAGAAAAUGUUGUUUUGAGGAGAAGAUUGGAAGAAUUAAAGAAACAGGUAUCAGACUUGACUGUCACAAACGAGUUUCUUCUUGAUCAAAAUGCCCAAUUGCGCCUUGGCUCCAAGAGAACCACUACAAGUAUUGCUGCACUCACUGUACCUGCUGUUACCAUAACAAAUGCUGGACAACCUCUUCCUGCUCAAAUCACGUCAGCACAAACACCAGCCCCACAGCAAAUGAUGGUUGCUACCGGAACACUAAGAACUGUUGCUGCAAGUGUGGCUACAGUACCUGUAUCAAUUGCGACCGUUGCUGGCACCCCAGUUUCUAUUGCAACUGUUUCUAUGGCACCUGUCACAAUGCAACCUCCUGUGGUGACUAUGGCCCAGCAAACUAUCGGUGUUUCCGGCCCUCAGACGAUUGGGGUGUCUGGUCCUCCACCUCAAACACUCACUGCUACUGCUCCUCCCCCUCAAGGAGCACAGCCUCAAAAUGCCACAGCAGCUUGCCCUCAGAGCUUGCCUUUGGCCAUAACAGCAGGAACCACCCCAUUAGUCACAUACCCAAUACCUGUCUUACAGACCAGCUUGUCUCACUGACAAAGCGAUUCACCACAACAUCUUAUUUGAUAAGUCAUAUUUUUGUAUCUUAUGUACCUGGUACAGAAAUUAGAAUUUGAGUUGGCAUAAGUGAAUUCUGUUUUGUUCUUUAUUUAUUUUUUGGCUUCUAUUUUGAGAAGUAUUUAAAUUUAAACUAAACAUUUGAGUGGAAAGUUUUGCUAUCUAUGACUGUUUAUGUAAGUACUACAUCAUAAAAUAGAAAUUUGUGAUCAAUCUAAUUUCCACUUGUAUGUGAAUGUGUUCUUAACAUCUCAACAAAUUUGAUGACGUGGUUGACUUUUUUUUCCUUUCUUUUUUCUUUUGAUCUCUUGUAGUUAUUCUAUGUACAGUAAUUUUACAAAGCUUUAAUAAUAUUAUUAGAUUAAAGCUUUCAGAGACUUUUUGAAUUUUAUGGAACAUUUUUCUGUUAUCAUGAUAAACUGAAUGUGGUGCCUAGACAGGUAGUUUUCAGAUAUCAUGAGAACAUUUGACAGCUAUGGUUGUGCUAUAGCGUUUGUUUUGUCAUGAACUCCAUGGUUUUGUAUCAAUUAGUUUCUGAAAAUUGAUCCAAGUGAUUCCGAUAAUUUGCUGCAGCUUUUCUGGAAAUCUAAUUCUGCGUAUUAGUUUUCUGUCAUUUGCUUUUUUUGAAAUUUUGUUAAAGAUAUCUGCAGUGUUUUUGUUGCCCUCCUUUGAACCUGCUUGGUUUGUUGAAUAAAUUUUACUGAUCAGAGGAGAAA